UGCUCCAGUUAUCCCCCAGCGGCGAGAGGGAGGUGUUGUGCGCCGGGCAGCUCUAGUCAAAACACCAACCGUGGCAUAUACCGGGCAGCUGGCGUGACUGGUGGGCGUGUACCGGUUUGAGUCACUAGUACGUGAGGCAACGAGCACCAAAUAACGGCUGGAAAUACCCGAAAAAGCCUGGAAAAGAGGAAAGUUAUGUUCUGAUUUCUCUUGUAAGCUUUCCCGAAGAUGCAGGAAGAGAGAGAGAGAGAGAGAGAGAGGCCCUGUGUAGCUCCUGAGUGUACCGGGGUGUAGCAGGGUGUACCGGCCACCACUUGACGGUACCGUGUGUCUCCUGCACUGACACACACACAGACAUACGCAAAAAAGAAAAACAACAACAAAAAACGUCAAAAAAACGUUCUUUCCUUACGUUUGUCACUGAACGUUGCUGCGGCGGCGGCGGCGGCGGUGGUGGUGGUGGUGGUGGUGAAUUGGUGAUGACUAGAUGGGAAUGAAACUAGCGAUAACUGGUGAUGAGAAUUGAAUUAGUGAUGACCUAACUGGUGAAAUAGAGACUGGUGAUGACUAGCAGGUGAAUGGAUGGUGAUGUUGGCGAAGUGGUGAUGCUGUGGUGGUGACAAGCAGCAGGUAACGGUGAUGACAGACAACAGCUACACCAGGAGGGAGGAGAUGAGGUAACCAAGCACCAUGAGGAAGGGAGGAGGAGGCAGCUGUGAGGGCCAAGGCACCAGGCCAGUGUCUUGGUGCAUUGGUGGCCCUGCUGCCGUGGCCCUGGCCCCCCCGCCCCCCCUGUUGCCAGAGGACCCCCGUGGUGACCUGGCCCGCCGUGGUCUGGCCCGGUCCACCUCGUACCAGGCCCUCCACUCCGCCCUGGCCAGGCUCUACAGAAUUGACGAUUUCCACAUGGAUAGAAUUGGCGCAGGAUUCUUCUCUGAGGUCUUCAAGGUGCGGCACCGAGUGACGGGGGACAUCAUGGUGCUGAAGAUGAACAAGCUGAUGAGCAACAGACACAACAUGCUGAGGGAGGUCGAGCUCAUGAACAGACUACACCAUCCCAAUAUUCUACGGUACUACGGUGUGUGUGUCAACGAGGGACAGGUCCACGCUCUCACUGAGUACAUCAAUGGAGGGUCGCUGGACUCCCUGAUUGGUAACCGUGCGGUGGGCCUCCCUUGGGCCAGCCGAGUGUCCCUGGCCCUGGACAUCGCGCACGGCAUGGCCUACCUCCACUCCCAGGGUGUCUUCCACAGGGACCUCACCUCCAAGAAUGUGUUGAUCAAGCACACACAGGAAGGAGGUGAAUACAAGCUGACAGCGGUGAUAGCUGACUUUGGCCUGGCAGCUCCAAUACCUCAUGAAAAGUGCAUGAGGCUGCGGCAGGUGGGGUCCCCUUACUGGAUGGCGCCGGAGGUGAUUCGAGGUGACUGGUAUGACCACAGAGUUGACGUGUUCAGCUUUGGCAUCAUUGUGUGUGAGAUGAUUGCAAGGUGUGAGGCGGACCCAGACAUCCUGCCCCGGACUCACAACUUUGGCGUGCAUUACCUGGACUUCUACCAAAUGUGCCAACAGGACUGCCCUGCUCUGUUCCUGCAGCUGGCCUUCAUGUGCUGCCAGAUUGAUCCUGCCUCUCGUCCGUCCUUUGAAGAGCUGAAGGCUAAGCUGGAGUACCUGCUGGCCCAACUCACUUCCCAGUCCACUUGUUGCACUGCCAGGAAGCUCAAGGUGUGCCACCGCCGCUCACAAUCCGACGAUACCUUUAAGCUCUUAAGGAACCAGAUGGGGGAAGCUGCGUGCGUCCCCGCGGCACCCCAGCUGGCACCGCCCGCCCCGUCCAGCACCACGGCCGUCACCCCGCAGGAGAUUGUGGAGAAGAUGAGUGCCGCCGACCCAUACUUCCAGCCCUCCACCGGCACUGUGAACCCCUUUGCUCAGUUAAAGCUGCCGGCACGGUCCCAGCUGGCACUGCAGGAAGGGGGGAGAUACUGCCACUCCCUGCCGGACUAUCCCCUUCUACUGGCAGAGACCUCCUCCGGCAUGGAGUCCAGGCACAUCCACACCUCUGACUCCUGCCUGUGCCAUGCGUCGGCACAUUGCCAGUGCCACGGCGGCCACGGCCACAGACACUUUCCCUCGCAUGGCGAUGCCGGCCGCAAACAGUGCCAGUGCCUGCAUGGCCCCAAGAAGUUCAGGGCCAGUGAGAGGGACGACUGCAAAUGUAAGUUGACACGGCUGUGCUGCGACGCCGCCGGCUCGGCCGACAGCUCCGCCAGCAGCCUGCCCCGCUCAGACCUGGGCAGCGGGGGGGAGGCGGGGGCGGCCAUGCUGCACAACACUCCCAUGGGCGGCCCUGUGCGGCGGCGAGGUUCCGGAGAGAGCGGUUUUUUUAGUGUAGGGGACGUGGAGCGUGUGGGAACGCCGGAGCUGUGUCUGUCGUACUCUGAGCUGAGCACGGCGUCGCUGAUCUCGGCGGAGGAUGAGGAGGCCAACCACCACUGCCUGGCCCAGCGCUCCUCCUCCGUCAUCACAGACAGUUCCGAGGACCUGUCCAGCUUGGGCUGCUGCCACGAUCCCCAGACCUGCGAGGCGUCCCUGUGUGAGGCGGAGGACCUGGUGCAGGCUGCCCACUACCAGGUGGAUACUGACAUCCGCCAGAUUGUUGACUUCUUUGAGCGGAACAUUGGCAGCGGCGGCAGCGACGGCCCACAGCGGCAGUCGUCGCGGCUGCGUCAGGGCUGCCUGGUGCCGCUGCUGACGCACAAGUUCAGCACGCUGCACGCCGGGCACCGCCUGGCCCUCACUGUACCCUGCCAGCACCACGCCGCCGCCGCCGCUGCUGCUGCUGCCGCCAAGUCCUCGCCCUCCUGCCUUGCCAAAGAGUCAGUGGGCGGCCGGCUGUGCCGCCAGCCCUGUGGCCGGCCGGACCGCCGUGAGGUGUUCCGGGUAAAGGAGCGGCCCAAGGUGUACAUAACGGAGGGAACCGUCCGAGCCAAACGCGACAUUUUUGAGGCAAAGUGAGCCAGUGAGCAAGUCAGUCAGGAUUAAGGUGAUGCAUAUACAUAUUUAUAAAUACUAUAUAUAUACAUACAUACAUACAUAUACAUAUAUUUUUCUUUAUACGAAGCAGUUUUUUGUUGUUCCAAACCCCAUUUUUAAAAAACUGUUGAUGAUGCUGAAGCUGAUGAUGCUGAUGAUAUUUCUGUUUCCUAGUCACAAGGUUAAGCAUUUUGUGAUAAUGAACUAACCAUUAUAUUUUUUUCCUUCUUUGUCUUGGAAUAAUAUGAAAAAUAAAAUGAAGUCAUUG
This is a messenger RNA of Portunus trituberculatus (swimming crab), 3304 nucleotides long. RefSeq names its product dual specificity testis-specific protein kinase 1-like. Gene Ontology annotation, biological process: protein phosphorylation; actin cytoskeleton organization. NCBI's taxonomy places the organism in Eukaryota, Metazoa, Arthropoda, Malacostraca, Decapoda, Portunidae. Gene Ontology annotation, molecular function: ATP binding; protein serine/threonine kinase activity. Gene Ontology annotation, cellular component: cytoplasm; nucleus. The record is from RefSeq and is a predicted model, not a curated record.